UCUCUCUAGUCAGACCACCCCAUCUCUCUCUUUCUCUCUCUAGUCGGCCCCCCUAUCUCUCUCUCUCCACCCUGUACCCAACCACCAUCCAUAAAACCCCGCUUAAAAUCCCAAGGCCCCGAGUAGUUCUAGCGCCCUUUCGAUCCGACAAAUCCUCCUUCCAAACCAAAAACCUCUUUUUCUCUCUCUACACAGGUACUCUCUCUCUCUAUCUCUUCCUCUCUCUAUCUAUCUCUCUCUAAAAGUCUUCCCCUUGUUUUUAAACUGGUAAAAGGGAAAAAAUAGUACUAAUGGCCGUUAUCCAUCGACGCACAGUCUGGAAGGUGAUGGACCUCCCCCAACCCCUUUGAAGGCCUCUUGCUAGAAGGGGUUGUGGAAUUUUUUUUUUCUUUUUCCCAAAACAAGACAAUGCUGGCUGUUGGAUUUUGAUUAGGAUCAAUUGGUGGGGUUUUGGUUUUUUUUCUAGAGAGAGUGAGAUCUUUUAGAGGAAAAAGGGGUGGGGUCUUUGUUUUGCAAGGUUUCUGAAACUUGGGUUUUGUGAAAGGAAUCGAAUUUGUUACCUUGUGCAGUUUUCGGGGUGUUUUGAGGUUGGGUGUUGAUUGACUGAUCUCUUUUGGUUGGUCUUUUCUUUAUAUCAGAGGUAGGGUUGCAAGGUUUCUGAAUUUUGGGUUUGAGCUAAUUCAUCCCAGUAAGAGAGCAGAGAAGCAAAAGAGAAGAUAAUCGAGGAAUGCUGAUUAAUUAGAGUUUUCUAUAAUUUCAGGAUUUGGGUUUUCAAGAGGAGAGCUGGUUGAAUGGCGCUUCUUUAGUUUGCUUUCUGAAUUUCAAUUUUCAAGAGAGCUCCUGAUUUGUUCUGGUUCAAGUAUUCAUGAAACAAAUUCUUGUUACCAUUAAUUCUAAGAAGAACUAAGAGUUUGGAUAUUUCAGAGUGUGAAGAGAAUGUUGAUCGAGAAGUAUAUUGGAAUGCGUGACAUGGGUUUCAAAGAACAAUGCAGGUUAAUCGAGGCCAUGAGAUUUUCAAAAUUGAAUUGGUAGAUAUUGUAGAGGAUUUUGGAUUUAAGACUCUGGACUGGGCUGAUCAAGAUCCUCAGACUUUGUCAGUAGAAAAUAAGAGAGACUGAGAGAGAAUCAGCGUUGAAAUCCUUUCUGAAUUUAAGUAGGGAUGUGGCUUCUAUCUUUGCCUACAUGCAUCGUGCAUUGUCGAUAGGUCAAUAUAAUAGCGGGAUUCUAACAAGAACCUGCACGUUUAAAGGGUGUGUGGAAGAUUAUGGGCUGUAUUUGCUCAAAAGCCUCAACCACGGAUGAUUAUAUCGAGAACCGAACUGAGAAAAACUCAAGCAAAUCCACUGCAAGGCGCUCAUCCACCCCAUCAAAGAGAGAGGAAGUAAUUGUGGUUGAUGAUGGUGGUACUGAGAGAGAAAGUAGGGUGAGAUUGAUUUCAAAACCUGAACCAGUGGUUGUCACCCCUUUGUCUUCUGAGGAUGGGGAGAAGAGGGUGGUUGAGGUUCCCCAAAAAGUUCAUCAGAGGAGAGCGACUGUUGACUAUGGUGUGAAUGAAAAUCAUGAAUUAAGGAUCACGAAUUUGCCUAAUCAUAUCGAGGGGGAGCAAGUUGCUGCAGGAUGGCCUUCAUGGCUCACGGCGGUGGCAGGGGAAGCAAUCAAGGGAUGGAUACCUCGUCGGGCUGAUUCAUUUGAGAAACUUCACAAAAUUGGCCAAGGAACGUACAGCAAUGUCUAUAAAGCCCGUGAUCUUGAAACUGGGAAAAUUGUCGCCCUGAAGAAAGUGAGAUUUGUCAACUUAGACCCUGAAAGUGUCCGUUUCAUGGCAAGAGAAAUUCAUAUACUUCGAAGGCUCGAUCACCCAAAUGUGGUGAAGCUUGAAGGACUAGUUACAUCAAGGAUGUCUUGUAGUUUGUACCUUGUGCUUGAAUAUAUGGAGCAUGAUCUUGCUGGGCUUGCAGCUAAUCCUGGUCUGAAGUUCACUGAGUCACAGAUUAAAUGUUAUAUGCAACAAUUGCUACAUGGGCUCGAACACUGCCAUAGUCGAGGUGUUCUUCACCGAGACAUCAAGGGAUCUAAUCUCCUAAUUGACAACAAUGGAAUUCUAAGGAUAGCUGACUUUGGUUUGGCAACAAUCUUCCAUCCUGACCAGAAACAACCAAUGACAAGUCGGGUGGUAACAUUGUGGUAUCGACCACCCGAGCUUUUACUUGGUGCUACGGAGUAUGGGGUUGCUGUGGACCUGUGGAGCACUGGCUGCAUCCUUGCUGAAUUGCUGGCUGGCAAGCCCAUCAUGCCAGGAAGAACAGAGGUGGAGCAGCUUCAUAAGAUAUUUAAGCUCUGCGGUUCACCAUCUGAGGGGUACUGGAGAAAAUCAAAAUUGCCACAUGCGACCAUCUUUAAACCGCAACAUCCUUAUGAGCGUUGUUUUGUGGAGACAUUCAAAGAGUUUCCCUCCUCAGCUUUAGUUCUUUUGGAUUCUCUUCUCGCCAUAGAGCCAGAAGAUCGUGGAACUGCAUCUUCUGCCCUAAAGAGUGAAUUUUUUACAACCAAGCCAUUUGCUUGUGAUCCUUCGAGCUUGCCCAAGUAUCCACCAAGUAAGGAGUUCGAUGCUAAGCUUCGGGAUGAGGAGGCUAGAAGGCAAAGGGCAGCUGGAGAAAAAGCUGACUCUGUGAGCAAGGCUUCAAGAGAAUCAAGAGCAGUUCCAGCACCAGAUGCCAAUGCUGAACUACCUUCCUCUGUACAGAAGAGACAGGCUAAUUCCAAACCUAAAAGCAGCAGCGAGAAGUACAAUCCUCAAGCUGACGACGUGGGGUCUGGCUUCCUUAUGGAGCCACCAGGAGGGCCUGCAGGAGGGACUGCCCAAAAUGGGUUCUCUCACUCAGGUUCAUUGAUGCACCCCAAUGCCUAUGGGUCUUCUUGGAGCAAGAAACCAAAAGAAGAGGAGGUUAGAUUGGCCCCUAAUAGAGAAGGGGGUGGGGCUCGAGAUCCCAAUUUGAGGACCCAGAGGUCUUAUAUGCCGCAGCCAGUGAGCAAUAUGUCGGUCUUUAUGGGAAGGAGAAAGACUGCAAAGUCAGAUAAUCAUCGAGAGAGGACCACGAAUCAGCAUUGGCCUGAGCAUAGGAAGUUGAACCAAUUGGAGAUUGACGGGCCAUCAGACAAGUCAGAGUGGACUCACCAUUUGCUGGACCAGCCGACCACCUCUAAGAAGGACGAGAGGAUGGGCAAUAAGGACAUGCCAAGCGGUUAUGCCCCCAAGAAGAAUAGGAUCCAUUACUCGGGACCUCUCCUACCUCCAUCUGGUAACAUAGAUGAUCUGCUCAAAGAGCAUGAAAGGCAAAUUCAGCAUGCUGUGCGUAAAGCCCGGCUUGACAAGGUCAAGACCAAGAAGCAUCAGGGAGAGAUGACUCAGCUCGAAGCUCUACUUUUUCCUGGAAGGAAUGGUAGCUCAGAUUAUUGAAAGAAUUAACAAUGAUACACAAAAAGCUCAAAGUGCACGAGAUAGAAAUUUGGAGUGAAAAGACCCACAAUUUGGGGAAACAUAAGAAAUGAAAUUUAGAGAAAGAAUCACAGUUGAGCAUUGAAAUUUUGAGAAUCAGAGUUGAAAGAUGCAUGUGAGAGGACAUUAGUUCUGGACUUUGUGAGUUCAGGUGAAUUCUUAUCAGACUGUAGAUGAGGUUAGGACAUGGUGAUCUCGGGUUCUUCAGUUUUGUUUAUGGUCUGGUCUGAAUUGGUCCAAAAUUAUCUAUGGUGCAUAAUGCAUUUUGGGAACAUGGGUUGCUAAAAAUUCUUCACCAAGUCUGGUGCAAAUUUGAAAAUUGGAGACCUUAGGCAAUUCCUUUAAGAGGUAAUUGCUUAUAGGAAGUUGCAUUCUCCAAAGCCUCAGAAGGAAUCAGCCUAAAGGAUUAUACAUUGUGGAUUAGCAAAAGCAUGUUAUUUCUCUAUAGAAGUUGGUAGAAUUGGCCAUUGGUGGUUACGAGCGGUGAUUUUCUUUCAUAAAUUUAUCGGCAUCGGACAUUUCGGAGGUUGUUGUAGCAGCAGGUUGGGCAUCUGCAAAAAUUGUUGAACGGGUCUGGAAAUGGUACAAGAAGUGAUGGUUUUUUUAUUUCUGCAAAUUUAAAAUGACAUUGAUGUAUGGCAAAGCCAUCUCUCCCAAAUUGUAUGAAUCUAUUGUCUAUUCCAGGUUCGGUCUUUUAUGUUAUGCUAA
Messenger RNA from Amborella trichopoda, 4204 nucleotides. Its product is annotated as putative serine/threonine-protein kinase At1g54610. Gene Ontology annotation, molecular function: ATP binding; RNA polymerase II CTD heptapeptide repeat kinase activity. The record is from RefSeq and is a predicted model, not a curated record. Gene Ontology annotation, cellular component: nucleus; cyclin-dependent protein kinase holoenzyme complex. Lineage: Eukaryota; Viridiplantae; Streptophyta; Magnoliopsida; Amborellales; Amborellaceae. Gene Ontology annotation, biological process: protein phosphorylation; positive regulation of transcription elongation by RNA polymerase II.